Epinephelus lanceolatus (giant grouper) is the source of this 3510-nucleotide messenger RNA. It is a transcript of the gene plcxd3, whose product is annotated as phosphatidylinositol-specific phospholipase C, X domain containing 3. Gene Ontology annotation, molecular function: phosphoric diester hydrolase activity. Gene Ontology annotation, biological process: lipid metabolic process. NCBI's taxonomy places the organism in Eukaryota, Metazoa, Chordata, Actinopteri, Perciformes, Serranidae. Gene Ontology annotation, cellular component: synapse. The record is from RefSeq and is a predicted model, not a curated record.
UGAGUGUGUUUGGGUGUGUGUGGAGAGAAAGAGAGAGAGAGAGAGAGAGAGAGCGCACUCCAGGUUGGCGCAGGCACCGGUCCGGGAGAACGGAGUGUUGUGCACGGCGGCAGCAUGGCUUCGUCUCACGGGAGAAGCGACAUGCGGUUUGCAGACUGGAUGGCAAGUUUACCGCAGAGCAUGCACACUAUUCCGCUCACCAACCUGGCUAUUCCCGGUUCCCAUGAUUCGUUCAGUUUCUACAUCGACGAGGCGUCUCCGGUGGGCCCCGAGCAGCCGGAGACGGUGCAGAACUUCGUGUCUGUUUUCGGCACGGUGGCCAAGAAGCUAAUGAGGAAGUGGUUAGCUACACAGACUAUGAACUUCACCAGCCAACUGGAGGCUGGGAUCCGUUUCUUUGACCUGCGCAUCUCUACCAAGCCCCGCGACCCCGACAACGAGCUGUUCUUCGCCCACGGGCUCUUCAGUGCCACGGUCAGAGAAGGUCUAGAGCAGAUCAGCACUUUCCUGUCAGCUCAUGCCAGAGAGGUUGUGUUCCUGGACUUCAACCACUUCUACGGCGUGCAGAACCUGCACCAUGAAAAACUGGUGGCCAUGUUGAAAGAGGUGUUUGGGGACAAACUCUGCCCAGUCGUCUUUGCUCAGGAGGUGACUCUGCAGUAUCUGUGGGAGAAGGAGUACCAGGUGCUCGUCUUCUAUCACCACCCCAUGGCCCUGGAGGUGCCCUUCCUGUGGCCAGGCCAGAUGAUGCCCUCUCCCUGGGCCAACACCACUGAUCCAGAGAAGCUUGUGCAGUUUCUCCAGGCGUCUGUCACCGAUCGAAGGAGGAAGGGGACCUUCUUUGUCUCCCAGGUGGUCCUGACACCAAAGGCCAGCACUGUGAUGAAGGGCGUGGCCAGCGGACUGAGAGAGACAAUCACAGAAAGGGCCUUACCAGGCAUGAUGCAGUGGAUCAGAUCGCAGAGACCCGGGGAGAGUGGCAUCAACAUUAUCACAGCUGACUUUGUGGAGCUGGGAGAAUUCAUCAGCGCCGUCAUCACCCUCAACUAUCACCUGGACGACGAUGAAGAUGACGCCACCUGAGAGCCUGCAAGGGGCGUCAGGGAGCACAGUCACCACCACCGCCACCGCUAGGGGCUUGGUCUGUGCUCUCACUCUUUUCUCUUUGGCAUUUAUUUCAGGAGGGGAGCUGCACUGCUCCUUUCACUUUAUUUAGGGCUAUAGUGAAUUGAGAGCUCAAAUGGGGGAGAAAAGGUGUUGAGGUAAGAGUUGGGAGACACAACAGAGUGUUUAGUUGGAGCACGAAGAGAAUGAGGUUUUGUUUUGUUUCCUGUUUUGGGGAUCAAAAUAGUUUUUCAAGUGUUUGUUUUCUUUACUUCCUGUGCUGUAAAAAAAGCUUUUUCCACUGAUCAAUGCACUGUUUUCAGGCUUACCACUUCACGGGGGGUCGAUUCCUCACAGCAUAUCAACUUUCUGCUAAACGUAUCCGUACAUCAUUUUUUGGUAUUCUAGUGACAGUUUUUUCAAAGGUUGUUUUAAUUAAAAUAAGUCUGUGUAUCUUAAACCACUCAAAUUGUAGGCUGGUGUGAAGUAGCUUGCCGUUGUUUGUCCAAAUCUGUCCAAGAGAUUUUUUUUUUCUGACAAUAUGCACCCCUGGUCAGAUCACUGCGGGUGUUCCUGAAACAUGCCUCGAGCAGAAUGUGUUUAAAAAGUGUUAUUACAAUGUGUUUACUCAAUACAAAUGAACCAUCCCCCAUAUGUUUCCUCAGCAGUAAUCUCUUACGGGGCUUUCUCCCAGUAAUAAUCUCCUUUGUGUAUCGAUAUGUCAUCGAUUCACUCUUCAAAACCACCGAGAAAUAGGCAGCGAGAGUGCGGCCUGGCUAGCCGAGAAAAACACCAAUCACGCCAUUUAUCUUUGCAUCUAAACGAGAAAACUUUAACAAUGUCUGUGUGUUUCAAAUUUCCAGACAAGCAUCUGCUGACAAAAAAAAAAAAAAUCUGUAAGAAAACCAGAAAAGCAAUCAACGCUACAAGUCAUUUCUAAUGGUUAGAAAUCCAACGUGACAAUUUUAUUGGAUUUUGUGGUGGGUGCUGAGUCGUGAUAGCCAAGUAUAAAAAUACAGUACAUCUGGGUACGAGUGUAUCCUCUGUCUGUGUGUGCGCCUAUACUCACUGCUGUAGUGCAGUAUAUAUGAGUCAUCAUGAGAUGUAUCACGGUGUUGUGUCUUUCAUAAUAACAGGUGAUCAAGUUGCUUAACACUCACUCAGAGGCCCAUUUUAUUUCAAGUCAGAAAAGGCUCAACAUCAUAAUUCGGAGUCAGGAGGUCUCGAUGUAACAGCAGUGCUUUGACACUUGGAAAAUAAUACAAUAAGUGUUUAGUUUAAUAUCUAGCUGUGACUCUUUGGUGUCUACCUUACUAGGUGUUUCAUGUUCCUGAAUGUUACUGACCCCCUGGAUUUCUGCUGUAUCAUUUAGCACACUUUCAUUUUCCUCAUUUUAUACCCUGCAGUAUUUCAUUUUAAGAUGGAGAAGUACUCUGAAACAGUACCCAGGAUGAUAAUGGACAUAUUUUUAUCGCAAGUUUUUACACAUUAUGCAUGAAAACAAUCGCAUACAAGUCAAACAUCCACACACCUUCUGAUCAGUGUGGCAUUUUCUGCUGAGAAUGUAUUCUGUAAGGACAUUGUUGUCUAGUUUGGUAAUGUACAAACCAAAACGGGAAACUUCUUUGGAUUUGUGAAUGUAUGUGUCUUGUGAGUAACUGUGCCAUUUCUAAAAAAAAAAAUUGGGGAAAAAAAAAGUCUCAUGUGAUUGAGUGACUGAGUAUCAGCUAGGAAGUCAUUUUUGUAUCGUAUGCUUCAAUGUGGAACUGAGUUCAAGUUUUAGAGUUCAAACAGUACUUCUUUCACUUCAGUGUGGUUUCAUGUUCAAAUGUUUUAUAUCGUGGAAAGUUUGUACAUACUGAAAUUGCAAAUAGUAUACUGCCGAUGAAUUGUAAAUUAUUUAAACUAUUGCAAAGUAAUUUAAAAUAAUUUCUUAACUUAUAACUUAUCUGAGAUAUCAUACUGCUUCUUCUUUUCGUAUUUUCAGUUGUGUGCAUGAACCAGACACUUCUACAUGUUGUUAUUUACCAACAGGGUCCAUUAGGUUUGUGCAUCUUCUCGGUUAUUUGUUAUAUUGUUCUCAAGAGCAUGGGUGCAUCUCAGCUGGAAAUGUUUUGACCCUUUAAGACACACCUCCAAAUUCAUUUAUUUUAUACAUGUUGCACUGCUACAAUCCCAUACAGAUUAAGAAUGGAGCCACACAAACUAGCGGACUUGAAGAGGCUUGCAAAUUGUGUUGUAAGGACAUUUGUGUCUUCCCUGGUCCAAACUGUUGUCAUUGCCUUUCUGUUCUGGUGUGAAAAGAGUCCUUUGCUGUUGUAAAACUCCAACACUUUUGUUCAAAAGUGACUCUGUUCUAAGUGGAAACGGCAAAUCAAAUCAAAUAAAGCUUCUAUGCCUAAUGAG